Molecule: messenger RNA, 1461 nt
Organism: Parnassius apollo (apollo)
Lineage: Eukaryota; Metazoa; Arthropoda; Insecta; Lepidoptera; Papilionidae
Source: the annotation of a GenBank genome assembly
AUGGAAUCAAAUGGAACGCGCAGGAUGAUGGAAUCAAAUGGAACGCGCAAAGGGCCGCUGCCUGGAGGUCGCCAGGGCGCGUCUGGAGCUGGCGCUGGACGCGACAGCAUGCGAACCGCCAGCCGAGCGCGAGGUGCUGCACGACCACCCAGCAGCUCCUCGCAUCCAUCAUCCCCACCAGCUGGCUUGGUGUCGGCAGGGUCUUCGCGGGCUCAGCAAUCGGCACCCGCCACUGGUGGAGUACGCCGCAUGCGUUGGACAACCCAGAUGAACAGCAACGCAUUGCGGGCGUAUUUUAGGGCGAAAGGGGGAGAAACUGGAGGUUUUGCGUAUCGGGCAAGGAUGCAUCGACUUUUUGCUGAGCUGGAGCCAUCUGUAACCGUCACCGAGCAAAACCUGGCAGACCGAGUUCGGUAUAUCUUGCGCUCAAAUACAUUUGAUGUCACCGAACUCGAACGGCUACGACGUGAGGCUGUUCCUUCAUCGGGUGAAAAUGCUGCGGCUGAGGAUGCGGCGCCACAACUUGCUGAGCAAACGGCAAAUGUGGAUGCCGCCGUGAAUACGCCAGUUGUGGUUGAUUCAAACGAUGAUGGAACAGUCGCCCAGGAACUGGAACUAGAGCAAAUGAGGAGUACAUUGGAAGAGGCGAUUGUGGAAACGCGCAGUACGACUCUCGAAAAUCGACCGCGACUUCCCCGCUUAGCCCUAAGCAAGCGGAAUCGGGCUGUCGUGAGGGCUCUGAACCCAAUGCUGGUUACCUAUUUGGAAGCCAGCCGGGACCUUUGCGAUACGGACUCAAUUCUUUUUGGCGCCGCACUGGCAGUCUGCCGUAUUAUAGGUGCCAAACUUUCCACGGCUGGACGCGCUACUGGACAAAGUAGUGCUAUCCCAGCCUGGAGAAUAAGAAUUGAAGAACGUAUCGCAAAGGCUAGGGCCCUCAUCGGCAGACUGAUAUGCUUCAGGUCAGGCAAUACCAGGCCAAGGAUUGUGCGCACCGUCAGGAUGGCGUUUGCUGGGACAAAUGUUAGUUUGUCCCAGCCGGAUAUAAUGCAAAAACUGACGGAGCGCAUAGACGACCUGAAGCAAAGAAUAGCUGCUUGGGGAAAGCGGAUUCGGCGAUAUACCGAGAGGUCGACACGGUUCAACCAGAAUCGUCUCUUCCAGAGUGAUCAGAAGAGGCUCUAUAAAUCAUUGGAGCGACCAAUAGUAAGUGGAACGGGCCCUGCACCAAAUCAGGCCGACAUGGUCGCAUUCUGGCGCAGCCUGUGGUCAGAGCCCGUAAACCACAACGAGGGCCCUUGGACGGAAGUUGUGGCGAGUCAGUGUGCGAGUAUUACGCCCAUGGACCCCGUCAUCAUAACGCCGGAUGACGUAGCUGAGGCGGUCCGUAGGGCCCCGAACUGGAAAAGUCCGGGGCUUGACGGGCUGCAUCACUACUGGCUGAAGGGGUUCAUGAAUUAA